AUGGAUCCCAUCCAUCCUCGAGGAUUCACACAUAUUUAUGGGCAAUCAUCUAAACCACCACAAGUUAUCCUAGAGAUCCCACCGCUGAGUGCAGCCACCUUUAUCCCAAUGGUGCCAAUAUCAGGAGUUGAGAUGUCUCCGUUAAUGACGGCAGAUGUGGGUGCAGGCAAGACCGUAGCAGAAUACCACAAUGACGUACUCAAGGAGCAGUUAAGAGCUAUAGAAGGGACCUAUGUGUCCAACUAUAUCAACCCUGUGGAUCUAUGCUUGGUGCCCAAGGUGGUCCUUCCACCUAAGUUCAAGGUGCCCGAAUUUGAAAAGUUGGACAGGACCCAAUAUCCUCAGACCCACUUGCGGCUGUACUGCCAGGCAAUGGCCGCAUACUUUGACAAUGAAAAGUUAACGAUGCACUAUUUUAGGAGCAGUUUAACUGGAACGAUGGCCAAGUGGUAUAUCCAUCAAGAUAGAACACAGAUCUGCACAUGGGGAGAUUUGGCUACUGCUUUUGUAGUUCAGUACCGACACAUCAUGGACAUGGCGUCAAAUCAGAUGGCCCUAUUGGAAAUGAGGAAGAAGUCUACUGAGACCUUUAAAGAAUAUGCCUACAGAUGGCAAGACUUGGCAGUCCAAGUUGACCCCUCGGUAGGUGACCAAGAAGUUAUUUCCCUGUUUGUUAGUACACUGAAAGACCCCUACUGA
Molecule: messenger RNA, 699 nt
Organism: Malania oleifera
Lineage: Eukaryota; Viridiplantae; Streptophyta; Magnoliopsida; Santalales; Ximeniaceae
Exons: 1
Coding region: 1-699 (232 amino acids)
Source: RefSeq, a predicted model, not a curated record